Messenger RNA from Nycticebus coucang (slow loris), 1035 nucleotides. RefSeq names its product pro-platelet basic protein (gene PPBP). Gene Ontology annotation, biological process: cellular response to lipopolysaccharide; chemokine-mediated signaling pathway; inflammatory response. Lineage: Eukaryota; Metazoa; Chordata; Mammalia; Primates; Lorisidae. Gene Ontology annotation, cellular component: extracellular region. The record is from RefSeq and is a predicted model, not a curated record. Bases 69 to 431 code for a protein of 120 amino acids. The transcript is spliced from 3 exons. Gene Ontology annotation, molecular function: CXCR chemokine receptor binding; chemokine activity.
UUAGGCAGCUACCCAGCCCCACACUGAGGGCUCCUGGCUUUGGAACCACCUCUAGCUCAGUCUCCACCAUGAGCCUCAGACCCGGUGCCGCCACCUCCUCUCACAGAGCCAGGCCACUAUGUGCCCUGCAGGUGCUGCUGCUGCUGUCACUGCUCCUGGCCUCUCUGGUUCCCUCCACCAUCGGAGGAGGAGGUGAACACACAGAUCUUGACCUGUACGUUGAACUGCGCUGCACGUGUGUGAAGGUGGUCUCUGAAGUUCAUCCCAGGAACAUCCAGAAGUUGGAGAUGAUCAAGCCAGGAGCCCACUGCAACAAACUAGAAGUGAUAGCCAUCCUGAAGGAUGGAAGGGAAGUCUGCCUGAACCCAGAUGCUCCAAUGGUUAAGAAAAUAGUCGAGAAAAUGUUGAAAGAUGACAGAUCAGCUGCUUAAUCUAUCAUUCACUCUGUGCCAAAUCUUUUUACCUCCUAGGAAGGGUAGGAGUUAAAGCCUUGGCUUUCUGGAAUUCUUACUUAUCCACAAUACCUUUUUUUACUAUAUUAAAAUUAGGAUGUGUCUUUCAUUCCAUGUAAAAAUCACAUUUUAUUGUGAGAAAGCUGCUUAAAAGAUGACAGAAAGAAGACGAAAAUAAGUAAAACUAAUUAAAAGUAAAACUUUUACUAACUAAGUAAAAGUUAAUUUCAGUAACAAAUAUAUGGUUUACUCUUUAAUUAUUGGAUAAAUCUGCUGUAGGACUUUGCAUUUCUUUGUUUGACAAUUUCUUUCCGAACACACUGGUGUUUCACUGCUCUUCUUUACUGUAGGCUAGACAAGCCCAGGGCGGUUAAUGGAUUUGGUCAUGGUCAGGAACACAAGGAAUCAUACAGAACCCAGCCCAGGGCUACUCAAUAGAGUUUUGUAAACAAAUUUAGGGACUUCAUAGAGUUCUUAAGUGUCUUAGUCCUGGGAUGUCUUAUUUCAAAGCAUACCCUGAAAGGGUUUUCUAGUGUUAAUUUUAGCUUUGAGAUUCUAACAAUAAUAAAGUUAUAGCAUGUAA